Molecule: messenger RNA, 1127 nt
Organism: Cutaneotrichosporon oleaginosum
Lineage: Eukaryota; Fungi; Basidiomycota; Tremellomycetes; Trichosporonales; Trichosporonaceae
Cellular component (GO): mitochondrion
Molecular function (GO): hydrolase activity, acting on acid anhydrides, in phosphorus-containing anhydrides
Source: RefSeq, a predicted model, not a curated record
CUUUCCUCCCCCCUCGCCCCCCUUGCUCCCUCUACCAUGUCCUGGAUUGUGACGAAAGACAAGCGUCCCUCUUCGACCGCGGCAAAGGCGCCAGCCGUGCCCAAGCCAAGCUCAAGUGUGAUGCUCGUCUCACCCACAAACCAGCUUCUUUUGCUGCACCGCGUGCAGCGCUCAUCGGCUUUCCCGUCGGCUCAUGUUUUCCCGGGCGGAAACCUCAGCAGCUUCCACGAGGUUGUCCCGGGAGAGCAGGAUGCUGGCAGGCAUGCCGAUGGGCCCGCGUACCGUCUCGCCGCGAUUCGCGAGACCUUCGAAGAGUCAGGUAUCCUGCUCGCGCGCAAGAAGGGGACGCCGCCCGGCAGCCCUCUCCUCCAACUUAGCGAUGCCGAGCUCGAUGAGGGUCGCAAAGCCGUUCACGGAAACAAAGUCAAGUUUGAGGACUGGCUGGACCAGAAGGGCGGCGUACCUGAUGUCGAAUCUCUCAUGCCCUUCACUCGGUGGAUCACGCCCCCCAACGUCCCCAAGCGCUUCACGACGCAGAUGUACGUCUACCUUCUGCCCCUCAACUUGGACACGGUGGGCCACGACGCCGAGAAGGUGGUGCACACCCCGACGCACGACGGUGGGCUCGAGCACACGGCCGCGUCGUUCGACGACUGCUCAGACUGGCUGAAGCGCGGCAAGAGCGGCGAGAUCAUCAUCUACCCACCCCAGAUGUACUUGAUCGGCCACCUCGCCGAGCACCUGACAGGGCCAGGCGACUACGCAAAGCAGCGCGACGGUCUCAAGAGCUUCCUGGCGUCCAAGACGACCGGGCGGUCAGACCACCCCACGAGCAGCAUCGGCUGGGCGGACAAGGUCAUCUCGCCGCAGGGUCGCGGCGUGCACAAGGCGAGCGGGCGGCAGAUUCUCUCACUCGAGGGCUCGGGUCCCGAGCUACGCGGGUCCGGCCGCGCCGGCGACUAUGACCGUGUCGUGCUCGUCAAGGGCACCAAAGCGGGGCCGCGCAAUGUGGAGGUCUUGUGGCGCGACGAGGUCGCUGAAGAUCUCAAAAACGCUGCUGGAGCACCCACCGACGUCAAGGCCAAGUUGUAGAAAUCAGAAGCAUCAUGCACAUGUAUGUGUCCGCG